Styela clava is the source of this 1936-nucleotide messenger RNA. The record is from RefSeq and is a predicted model, not a curated record. NCBI's taxonomy places the organism in Eukaryota, Metazoa, Chordata, Ascidiacea, Stolidobranchia, Styelidae.
UCUGCUUACCAUACGAUACCGUUUUGAGAUACAAAAUCUAGUUUAUCUGGCCAAUUUCUCAAGUCCGUUUGGUGUUAAUACAAGAAAACAGAGGCAAACAUGAGUGAUUCUCAAGAAAAUACAUAUUUUAAAGAUUGCUUUGCCGAAUUUAAUGAGUACAGGAAAGCUGGUCUAUAUUGUGAUUUUACGAUCAAAGUUGGUUCAGAAAAAUUUCGAGUGCAUAAGAUUAUUUUGUCUACUGCAACUGAUUAUUUCAAAUUAAUGUUUCGACAUGAGACUGUUGAGACUCUGUCAGGUGAAGUUGAUAUCCAGGGCUUCAGUGCGGAUACUAUUGAGAAAGUUAUCGAGUAUAUGUAUACUUCCAAAUUCCCCAUUGAUGAGACAUCUGAUAUCGCAUCAUAUAUGCAAUCUUCUCAUAUGUUCCAACUGGGAAAAUUAUGUGGUGUCGUCACUGAAUACCUGGAAAAGAAUUUGGGCCCCAAGUCAUACUUCAUCACCAUAAAUAUCUCGAAGUUGUACGAUCUGAAACAGCUCGAAGCAAAAUGUGAUAAAAUUGCUUCCAACAACUUCACUAAAAUUGCAGAACUGGAUGAAUUCAAGGAAAUAGAUGAAAAACAGUUGGUGGGAAUGAUCAAGGCCAAGGAAAACACGGCAACUGAAGAGGAAAAAUGCUUGGCUUUGAUGAAUUGGACAAAAUUUGAUAAGAAGAAACGUUCAAAGCGAUUUGUCAAAUCUUUCAAGCAAUUUGAUUUGACCAAGAUAUCACUUUCAUUUCGCAGAAAUCUUCUGGAGCAAGAUAGUCUGAUUGCUGCAAAUCCAGAAACUCUUCGAAUUGUAGCAUUGUCAGUAUUUGAUAGCAAGACCUCCGCAUCCAGUUCUUCUGCAUCGAGUUCUUCUGCAUCAGCUGUAUCUGCAUCAGGUUCACAAGAUGACGCAUUGAUCGUUUUUGAUAGGACCUCUCUCCAUCUCAAACAGAUCAAUCCAAGGUCAAAUGAAUGGAAGCAAAUGCAGAAAAUGAAUGACAACAUGAAGUUAGGAGUUUUCACUGCUAUCGCACUGAAUCAGCAUAUUUAUGUCUUAGUCCAAGACAACACAUUUUAUCGACUCAAAUAUGUCAAUGUUAAUGCUACUUGGGAGAAAUUGAAGAAUCCGUUGGAAAAUCAUGGCAGAUUCCCACCAAUGGCUUUGGUUGAUGGUGAGAUCUGGAUUGUUGGUGGAUGUUGGGGAUCCAACACAACAACAGUGGAAAAGUAUGAUUCUCUGAGAAACCAGUGGACAAAGAUGAAGAGCAAGAAUGUUGAAUGUAGUGGUCCUGCAGUCAUCUGCAUGCAAGGGAGCAUUUAUAGUUUGGGAGGAGAGGAAGGAUCAAUUCAACCAACAAAGUAGAAUGCUUCAAUCUAAAUACGUCAACAUGGAGUUUCAUUUCACCAAUGCUGAAUGCAAGACUGGCACCUGCUGCUGUUGAAUUCCAGAAUCGACUUUAUGUGCUUGGUGAGUUGUACAAGUUCUUUCAAGUCUAGAUCAGUGGUUCUCAAGCGGGGGUCCAGGGAGUCCGCGAUUAAAUUAGGAUUUUAGGAAAUUAUUUGCAGUUUAAUAUCGUUUUUUUCUUUUUUGUAAUACGCUCGAAAAUUUGCUGCCUAUGACAAUGUGGCAAUAGCCUACAAAAACUAUUUUGAUUCAUCUCUAGUAGACCUAUUGUGACUAAUACGAGUAAAGACAUCACAAUGAUAAAUACGAAAACGCAGCUACAGUGAUCACUAUCCAGUUUUGGUGUGCCAUUUUGUCGUCAUACCCAAAAGUAUCGAUGGAAGCAUUACGUGUUAUUGUUCCAUUCGCCUCCACUUACCUUUGUGAAAAUGAAUUUUCUGCUCUCGUUCCUAUCAAAUCCAAGGCUCGUAACCAACUAAACGUCGAAGACGAUAUGCGUCUAUCGUUA